GGGGCUGUGAGCGCCGCGACCAACGCAGCGAGUUGGUCGUUGGUUGUCUUUUGGACUUCGUCUUGGCGGGCGAGUCGAGCCAUGACGGAGCUCAUGAAUUCUGAGGUGAUGGGCGGCGCGGCCGCAGGCGUAGGCGUCGGUUCCUCGCCUGGGGCGCCGAAGGCGGCGUCGUCUUGAGCCAUGUAGAUCUAGAACGUUGCUUUAGUCAGCCCCACGGUGGGCGCCAAUUGUUUGUACAGGAUUCGGUUGAUUAGAAUGAAGAACUUAGAAAAUGGGGUGACUAAAGACGUUUUAUUAGAAUCGACACAAUGGGUUACAAGACUGAUCAAAGAUAGGAGACAAGAUCAGAGGUUUAAACGACAAGAUCAAAGAGAUGAUUAGGAAACCCUAAAUCUAGCCGCUUAGUAUGUGAUUUGUUCCAAAAGUCCCUCUCUCGUUGCCUCCUCCUCCUCUCUUAUAGUACCCUUGUGCGUGAUGCCCUAAUCGCGCCUAUCCUUUGGGCCUUGUCGCCCAAAGGCCGAGUAUGUGGGCCUCGAUACUAUUUCGUCCGAGCCGAGUAUAGCUGAUCGGCUCAGCUGACCGGCUUAAAGUACUCUAGGGUCGAGCUGACGUUUCUAGCCGCUAAGCCGACUAAGCUCGAUCGACCUUGUCGGGCUAGGGCCUGUUAUAUGAUGGGCCUUGUGGAGGGAUGUAAUCCAUCUCCUACAUUGCUCAUCAUGGAUGUGUCAACCGCAUACGUGCAAUGCCUCAAAAUCCUCAUAUCUGUGUCUCUUCGGCAGAUUCUGCUCAUGUACAGGUGACUGCAUGAGUAUGAUUCAUUUAUGGGAGCCAGCUUCCGGUUCAUGGACUGUUGAUCCUAUUCCGUUAGCCGGACACACCGCAAGUGUUGAAGACUUACAAGUGAAGCCAACGCGUUUGCGUCUUGUUCUGUGGAUGGGAUUGUUGCACUUUGGGAUAUCCGAAUGGGGAAGUCGCCUGGAUUAUCUUUCAUGGCACAUAACGAAGAUGUGAAUGUCAUCUCAUGGAACAGGCUGGCUAGUUGCAUGUUGGCAUCAGGGAGUGAUGACGGGACGUUCUCUAUACAUGAUCUUAGAGUUAUAAAGGAUAAGGAUAAAGCUAAGGUAGCUCAUUUUGGGUAUCAUAAGCAUCCUAUUACGUCGAUUGAGUGGAGCGCUCAUGAAUCUUCGACACUUGCAGUCUCUUCUGGCGAUAACCAGCUCACGAUAUGGGAUUUAUCCUUAAAGAUGGAUGAAGAAGAGUUCAAAGCACAGAGCAAGGAACAAGUCAACACACCUCAAGACUUGCCUCCUCAGCUACUCUUCGUUCACCAGGGGCAAAAGGACUUGAAGGAACUUCACUGGCACAACCAGAUUCCAGGGAUGAUCGUCUCAACUGCGGCUGAUGGUUUCAACAUCUUGAUGCCUUACAAGAUUCAAAACACACUUCCUGAUCUCGCUGCUUGAAAAGAUUAAGUCUUUUGUCAAAUGAAACACUUUUGAAGUAUUUUAGUAUCUUUGAAUCUGUUUUUCUACUUAAUUUUUUUUUGUUUCCA
This is a messenger RNA of Brassica napus (rape), 1552 nucleotides long. Its product is annotated as protein HEAT STRESS TOLERANT DWD 1-like. Gene Ontology annotation, molecular function: protein binding. The transcript has 6 exons. The record is from RefSeq and is a predicted model, not a curated record. Lineage: Eukaryota; Viridiplantae; Streptophyta; Magnoliopsida; Brassicales; Brassicaceae. Bases 963 to 1463 code for a protein of 166 amino acids.